AAGAUUCAUUUGACCAAAAGGAUUCGUUUGAACGAUUCGUUCGAUUCAAUAUUUCCUUACAUUUAUUUAGCAAAGCUUUGGGAAUCGGUUCGACUGAAACGAUUUAAAUAAAAGAAUGAUUCAGUUGAGUUCACUAUUUCACAGCGCACUGCUGCAUCCGCUCACACACCGGUUUCCGAUCUCAUUCAGACAUCUGCAUCUAUCGGUCUCAUUUCGUAAGAAGUCAGCAUACAUCAUCUCGUAACGAACAGGUCGUUUAAAGAUGUUGGCGUGCACUGAAAUGAUCACGAUGUGUCUCCAGUCGGCGAAGCGCGAGCAUCUGCGCUCCAAACAGCAGCAUCAGCACCAGCACAAGAUACAGGAUGCGGCUCACGGGCUGUCCAUCUUUCACGACAUUUUCCGUCGAGCUGAUAAAAAUGAUGAUGGGAAACUGUCCUUCGAGGAGUUUAAAGCUUACUUUGCUGAUGGGAUUUUAACAACCGAUGAGCUACGAGAACUUUUCUACUCCAUCGAUGGACGACAAACAAAUAACCUCGAUACAGACAAACUAUCAGAUUACUUUUCUCAGCAUCUUGGGGAAUAUCUGGAUGUUCUGUCUGCAUUAGAAAAGCUCAAUGUUGCUGUUCUGAAGGCAAUGGACAAGACGAAGGAGGAGUACCAGGAAUCAUCGGUUUUGGGUCAGUUUGUGACCCGUUUUAUGUUGCGUGAGACGUCUUCUCAGUUGUUGUCUCUCCAGAUGUCUCUGCAGUGUGCAAUGGAGGCUGUGGAGGCGCAAAGCAGCACCACUCCGGUUGAGGUUAAAGUCCCCGAUCAUCUGGCGAUUCAGAAGAACAACAGAAGAUGUGGUCGUCGAGUGCAGAAGAACAUGUGUCUGUCUCCCACUGAUCCAUACUCUGGCAUUCUCACUACAGGUGUUACUGUAGAUACAGAUGAACAUUGGUGCUCUCAAAUCAACAGACUUCAGCAACUCAUCGACAAACUGGAGUGCCAGAGUCCAAAGUUGGAGCCAUUAAAGGAAGAUCCAUUGGCCAGCACAUAUAAAUCUAACAUUCUGCUGGUUCAGAGGCAGAUGAUGGUUUUGGAGAAUGAUCUAGAAGAGUUUCAGAAGGCUUUGAAGACUUACGCUCAUUCCACCUCCAAUCAGAAUGACAAUCUACAUGUAUCCAUUCAGAAACUGCCUGAGAAAAGCUGCUACAUCAUAUAUGAGUUUUGGCAGGACCGUAUCUCCUGGAUGAGUUAUCUGCAGUCUGACAGCAGUAAGAUGUUUCAGCGCUGUAUUAUAGACCUGCUAGAGGAUCCAGAAGUGGUGUCCACCAUGCUCAUGCCAGCGUCCUGGUGGAUCAUGACAAACAACUAAAAACAACUC
Misgurnus anguillicaudatus (oriental weatherfish) is the source of this 1366-nucleotide messenger RNA. It is a transcript of the gene necab3, whose product is annotated as N-terminal EF-hand calcium binding protein 3. Gene Ontology annotation, biological process: regulation of amyloid precursor protein biosynthetic process. Gene Ontology annotation, molecular function: calcium ion binding. The record is from RefSeq and is a predicted model, not a curated record. Gene Ontology annotation, cellular component: Golgi cis cisterna; endoplasmic reticulum; cytoplasm. NCBI's taxonomy places the organism in Eukaryota, Metazoa, Chordata, Actinopteri, Cypriniformes, Cobitidae.